Messenger RNA from Nipponia nippon (crested ibis), 480 nucleotides. It is a transcript of the gene REG4, whose product is annotated as regenerating family member 4. NCBI's taxonomy places the organism in Eukaryota, Metazoa, Chordata, Aves, Pelecaniformes, Threskiornithidae. The record is from RefSeq and is a predicted model, not a curated record.
AUGGUGGCAGCGGCCAGACUCGCCCUCCUGCUGCUGGGCUGUGCAGGCCUGCUAUGGCCGGCCGGCGCCCGGUUCAUAGACUACUGCCCCAAGGGCUGGUACUACUACAAGCUCAGCUGCUUCAGGUACUUCCGUGAUCUCCAGACCUGGGACGAGGCUGAGAGGCGGUGCCAGGCCAGCCACGCCAGCGCCCACCUGGCCUGGGUGGAGGAGCCCCAGGAGGCGGCCACCCUGCAGAAGGUCAUCUCCUACUACCAGCGCGUGCAGUCCGUCUGGCUCGGCCUCUACUACGGACAUGAGAGCCAGGCUUGGCAGUGGAUGAGUGGGGACAAGUACAAUGUCACCAGUGGGCUGGCCGGGAACGGUGCCCGUGGGGGGACCUGUGGCAUGCUGACCUACUCCAGCGGCUUCACUGUGUGGUCCAGUGCUGAUUGCUCCCAGAAGCGUCACUAUGUCUGCAAGUUCAUCCCCUCACACUGA